Halichondria panicea is the source of this 1355-nucleotide messenger RNA. Its product is annotated as putative methyltransferase C9orf114. The transcript is spliced from 10 exons. Bases 202 to 1227 code for a protein of 341 amino acids. NCBI's taxonomy places the organism in Eukaryota, Metazoa, Porifera, Demospongiae, Suberitida, Halichondriidae. The record is from RefSeq and is a predicted model, not a curated record.
AAUUGGGCGUGGUCGAUCAUGACUUGUCGUUGUAUGAUGAGAUAGAGCUGCACGUAUCUCUGGAGCUGCACAGUUAGCUAGCUAGCUACUGAGUGAUAUUUCAUGGUUGUCUGGGAGGACAGGGGGGUGCUCAAGCCCCCAAAGCCCCAGCACCAGAGGAGGUCUUGUACGAUCCUUACCAAACAGUUCCACGUGUGAGAAAUGAAGAGAAUUCGUGAAGCUACCAAAAGUGAUGACUCUGGAAAUAAAUCUAGUAGUGAGCAUCUGAAAUCAAAGAAAAUGAAAAAGUCCAAGACUGAAGAAGAAAAGCACGUGAAAGAGGUCACACUGACUCCACACACUGUAAGUAUUGCUCUACCUGGCUCUAUAGUAGACAAUGCUCAGUCAGCAGAGCUCAAGACGUAUCUGGUUGGACAGAUAGCUCGAGCAGCUGUCGUAUUUCAGGUGGACGAGAUUGUGGUGUUUGACGAGCAGGGAUCAGGAAGGAAGGCCACACCUAUCAGUCAUCGUAGCGAUGGUAACACGUUCCUUGCUCGUCUGUUGCAGUAUUUAGAGACGCCUCAAUACCUGAGGAAGCAGCUCUUCCCAAUGCACCCAGACCUCAGACUAGCAGGUUUGCUGAACCCACUGGAUUGCCCUCACCACAUGCGUCUAGAUGACCACACCUCUUUUAGAGAGGGGGUGGUCUUGGAUCGUCCAAUCAAACAAGGAGCUAGGGGAGGAUCGUACGUCGACUGUGGAAUGAGAAAAAAUGUGCAGAUUGACAAGCUACUGAAGCCUGGGGUUAGAGUUACAGUGAGAAUACAGGAAUCAACAAAACCGAGCUCCAAGCAUCACAGAGGAGUGGCAGUCUCACCUUUGACCCCAGGACAAGAACUAGGGCUCUACUGGGGCUAUAACGUCAGAUUGGCCUCCAACUUCGGCUCUGUGUUCACCGAGUGCCCUUUUCAAGGUGGCUACGACGUCACAAUAGGCACCUCAGAGCGUGGAGACAGUGUGGACGCUCUAGCAGCAUUGCCAGGCUUCAGGCACCUGCUGAUUGUGUUUGGUGGUGUGAAAGGUCUUGAGUAUUCUCUGGAGUGUGACAGUAGUCUUGAGGAGGAGGAAGUGAGUGGUCUCUUCCACCAUUACCUCAACACAUGCCCCUCUCAGGGAAGUAGAACUAUUCGAACUGAAGAAGCUGUCCUCAUAUCACUAGCUUCACUAAGACCUCUCAUUAAGAGGUGAUUAUGUUUAUAAUGCCUCGUUUGUACUUCCCUUCAGCACAUACGCACCCUAUCAAUAUUAUUGUUGGCAAACCUUUUUGUCUUACGUGUACAUACAUGCACAAGAGAAAUUGUUGUGUACAAUGAAAA